This is a messenger RNA of Ambispora gerdemannii, 281 nucleotides long. The record is from the annotation of a GenBank genome assembly. NCBI's taxonomy places the organism in Eukaryota, Fungi, Glomeromycota, Glomeromycetes, Archaeosporales, Ambisporaceae.
AAAAUAAAUCAAAGGGAAUAAUCACUGAUUCUCCAGAGCAAUUGUCAAUUUCCGAAAAAAAGAUAGUAAGUGUUUCUACUGAAAUGAAAAAUUCUAGCAUUACUCCCGAACAAAUAGACUUACAGACUGAGGAUGUUUUGACAUCAGAUAUAUCCAAUAAUACUUUAAAUUUUGAUGAUAUUUUCACAAAAGAAAUUUCAUCACUUAAUGAGAGUCAACCCGAUAAGGAGGAAGUUAUUACUUCUGAUUCUAUAACCGGAAUAAAACAUAACUCAACCUAA